AUGACUCAAAUCCAAGAAUCACUUGAUGAAGUUAUUUCAAAAUAUUACAAAAAAUCCCCUCUUGAUACCGAGAUCGCUACCGAAUAUCCUGAGUUCAGCCAAACUAUCGUUCUGCACACUCCCGACAUACCGUUCGAGGAUAAGAAGCUGUUAGAAUAUGCAAAGAAAAUCAAAGAAGAAUCAAUCCUCGAAGAUGAAUCAACAACUCAAGAAGGGAAUAAAAAAAAGCGAAAACGUCCUCCAAACUCGUAUUUCUUAUUUAUGGUCGUCUUUAAAGAGUUAGUCAAUAAACUGGUAAUUAACGAGACCCUUGAUGGGAAAGCGAGACAAAAGUUAGGAGCGAUGCUUUGGAACUGUCUCAAAGAGGAAUUCCAAAAACCCUAUAAAAGUGUUGCUAAAGUCGCUCGAGAAGAUUUCCCCCAAAUGACGUACAAGAAGCGUCAAAAGGAUGGACAACUGGAUGUAAGGGAGUACGACCCCAAAUCAAGAAAAAAAUCACCGGCGAAAAAGAGUCGAAGCUCUACUUCACCAUCGGCGAAAAAGAACCAAGGCUGUACGGCUCCAUCUAUUGGCAGCAGCACAAGCUCAACGCCUCCAUUAAUUCCCAGCGGCCCGAACUCAACGCCCCUAUUAAUUCCCAGCAGCACAUCUCCAUCAGUUGCCAGCAACCCAUCUCCAUCAGUUGCCAGCAACGUGAGCUCAAUGUCAAUAUUCGAGAAUGACCCAUUUACAUACUUUGAUGUACUUUCCGGACAAAUCGCAGGCAAUUACCCGGAAUAUGACAAUUGCAAUUUCGCCAAUUUCGCUUUGCAACAACCGAUUGACAUAGGUCAGUUGUCUCAAUAUAUUUCCCCCAUGGAAGCACCGCAAACGUCAAUAAAUAUCGGGUAUCCUCCGGUUCCCAUCAUGAACGCUUACAACUUCGCCGACCUAUCGUGGAUUAUUACAGAUAGUCCUGAUAACGAAUACACUCAGUGUUAG
Molecule: messenger RNA, 981 nt
Organism: Paraglomus brasilianum
Lineage: Eukaryota; Fungi; Glomeromycota; Glomeromycetes; Paraglomerales; Paraglomeraceae
Source: the annotation of a GenBank genome assembly